UUCAUCCCGAAAUCCCCACCCCAUCCACCAUACCCUAGCCGCCAGUCUUCUCGUCUCUCUCAUCGGCGACGGUGGUGUCCCCUCCUCUCCUCUCCUCCCCGAUCCGGUGUGCCUGCGCCUCCACCCGUCUGACGGUGACGGCCUGAGGGGCGAUGCGCUGGGCGGGCCUCCGUCGGCACGAGUUCCUCUCAGCCGGGCGGCCCUAGGAGCUCACGGCCCCACCAUCUGGCAGGUAGCAGGCGGCGGAGCAGCAGUGCCUUCUCCUUUGACGGGCAACACGCCCACACGGCAACAAGGCCCGUUCCUUCGGCACCGCGACCCAUCUCCUCCCUUCGCUCCCCCAGCGCCCGCCGCUCUCCACACGGUCGGCUCGUGCGCCGCCCUCCACGCUCCCCUGCCCAGCUGCAGCUCGAGUCCGGCUGGUGCGGCAGCACCCUCCCUUCCCACGACUUCGCUGUUCUUUCUCUCGGCCUCGGUCUUCUUUCCUAGCGGCGACGACAGGGCGAGUUGCGCUGCCCGUUGUUCGUCGAGCGACGGGCGCUUCGCCGGCGACGAACAUUCGACAGGGUUAUUGGGUGUACAUGUGUAUACUGGUUCCGCCCCUGCCCAUGCCCCACGUUAAGGCCGUCACUGCUACCUUGGGUGCCAGUGCAAUGCCUGGUGGAUCUUCAGCUGCUGAUGGUGAAGUGGAGGCAGGGUUUGCAAAGCUCCAGGGCGAAGAUUUCGAGUACUACAUGCAGACAUAUUCAAUCAUGCUGGGGCGCAACAGCAAGAAAUCGACAGUGGAUGUGGAUCUCUCGAGCCUCGGCGGGGGUAUGAACAUCUCCCGCCACCAUGCCCGGAUAUUCUAUGAUUUCCAGCGUCGUCGGUUCGCCCUCGAUGUUAUUGGAAAGAAUGGAUGCCUUGUUGAAGGUGUUCUGCACCUCCCUGGAAACCCACCUGUUAAGCUUGAUUCACAGGAUCUCCUGCAGAUUGGGGACAAAAAGUUUUACUUUCUGCUGCCGACGCGAUCCAUCUUUGCCUCAGCGGCUGCUGCUCGACAUGCUCCCAUUAUUCCUCCACCGCUCCCACCACCAUCAUAUGCACGUCCAGGCCGCCCUCGUUUGUCUGAUUUUCACGACCGCUCCUUUGAAGGUGAUUAUGGCCGGGAGGUGGAUGACAUUGGGACUGGUAUCAGUGAAAGUGGGGUGAGGGGAAAGUUGAUAAAGAGAAACAAGAAGUCCUCUGGAGAGUUGGACAUCUAUGGUGGGCACCGAAUCAAUGUUGAAGCAAUAGGAACGCUAGGUGAAGACAGUAGAUCAGAAAUAAGAUCAAGGGGUGACAGGGAUAUUGACAAUCAACAAAUCCUUCAAGCAGAAGAGAAGGAGGUGGUGUCAUCUGUUGCCACAGUGUUAUCUGACCUCUGCGGUCCUGGAGAUUGGAUGCCCAUGGCAAAACUCCAUACAGAGCUUCUUGAACAGUUUGGCAACGUGUGGCACCCCAGCAGGGUCCGAAAGUACCUAACAACAGAUGACUGGUCACCAACAGAGACGAAGGGCAGGCCUUGGUUUGGCCUUCUGGCCCUGCUCAGAAAGUACCCAGAGCAUUUUGUCAUCAACACAAGAUCAAAAGGCAGAGUGACCUCGGAGUUUGUUUCGCUGGUCUCCUUGCUCUCCUAGAGGGAACUAGGGGGCUAGGUGGCCUGCCGAGGAAAUAACAGGCACGCCUGCUCCGUUUCAGUCUGUUCAGAAGGGUCGGAGGUGUCUCACUCAUUUGCGUCCAAUGUUUUGAGCCCUGUUGUACGGUAUCAAGUGUGUUUGAACAGCUGUAAUGAUUGGAUCAUGAUCAUCUCUGUACCGUUGACUUGUAUUUGGAUUAUGGAAGCAUGAGUUUUAACCAA
Messenger RNA from Panicum hallii, 1879 nucleotides. RefSeq names its product FHA domain-containing protein FHA2. Lineage: Eukaryota; Viridiplantae; Streptophyta; Magnoliopsida; Poales; Poaceae. Gene Ontology annotation, molecular function: sequence-specific DNA binding; protein binding. Gene Ontology annotation, cellular component: nucleus. Gene Ontology annotation, biological process: regulation of ribosomal protein gene transcription by RNA polymerase II. Bases 582 to 1658 code for a protein of 358 amino acids. The record is from RefSeq and is a predicted model, not a curated record. The transcript has 4 exons.